AUGUCAAAGAGUGCGAUCAAGAAGAGAAAAACUGAUUCCGGUGUGGAACACACUCAUGGUAAGGAUGAAAACUUUGAAGCGUUACUAAAGCCUGUAUUUAAAGGCAAAAAAUUGACAGACGAAAUCAAUACUGCUGAAGAUAAGUGGAACCUGCUACCAGCCUUUCUUAAGGUUAAGGGUUUAGUUAAACAACAUUUGGACUCCUUCAACUAUUUUGUAGAUGAUGAUCUAAAAAAAAUUAUUCAAGCCAAUCAAUUGAUCCUUUCUGAUGUUGAUCCCGAAUUUUAUCUUAAAUAUGUUGAUAUUAGAAUUGGUAAAAAAUCUUCUUCUUCUGCUAGAGACUAUUUAACACCACCACAUGAAUGUAGAUUAAGAGAUAUGACUUAUUCCGCCCCAAUCUACGUUGAUAUUGAAUACACGAGGGGUAGAAAUAUUAUUAUGCAUAAGGAUGUUGAGAUAGGUAGAAUGCCUAUUAUGUUAAGAUCCAACAAGUGUAUUCUUUAUGAUGCAGAUGAAAAAACUAUGGCCAAAUUGAACGAAUGUCCAUUAGACCCAGGUGGUUAUUUCAUUGUAAAUGGUACCGAGAAGGUUAUUUUAGUUCAAGAACAAUUAUCAAAGAAUCGUAUCAUCGUGGAAGCGGAUCCAAAGAAAGAGAUUGUUCAAGCAUCUGUUACUUCAUCUACUCACGAAAGAAAAUCUAAGACAUAUGUUAUCACCAAGAAUGGGAAGAUUUAUUUGAAACAUAAUUCUAUUGCAGAAGAAAUUCCUAUUGUCGUUGUUUUGAAGGCCUGUGGUAUUAUAUCAGAAUUGGAAGUAAUGCAAUUAGUUUGUGGUAAUGAUAGUAGCUAUCAAGAUAUAUUUGCUGUCAAUUUAGAAGAAGCUUCAAAACUAAACAUCUAUACGCAACAACAAGCGCUGGAAUAUAUCGGUGCAAAGGUUAAAACAAUGAGAAGACAAAAAUUAUCUACUUUACAGGAGGGUAUCGAGGCUAUUGCUACUACUGUUGUAGCUCAUUUGACUGUUGAAGCUCUAGAUUUCAGAGAAAAAGCUUUAUAUAUGGCAAUGAUGACUCGUAGAGUCGUCAUGGCAAUUCAUAACCCAAAAAUGGUGGAUGAUAGAGAUUACGUCGGUAACAAACGUUUAGAACUUGCUGGUCAACUGAUCUCUCUAUUGUUUGAAGAUUUGUUUAAAAAAUUUAACAGUGACUUCAAAGCUAGUAUUGACAAAGUCCUCAAGAAGCCAAAUAGGGCAAUGGAAUAUGAUGCUUUAUUAUCUAUUAACGUCCAUUCAAAUAAUAUAACAAGUGGGUUAAAUAGAGCUAUCUCUACUGGUAACUGGUCUUUAAAGAGAUUUAAGAUGGAAAGAGCGGGUGUCACACACGUUUUAUCAAGAUUGUCUUAUAUUUCUGCAUUGGGUAUGAUGACGAGAAUUUCUUCUCAAUUUGAAAAAUCAAGAAAAGUGUCUGGUCCAAGAGCUUUACAACCUUCUCAAUUCGGUAUGUUGUGUACAGCUGAUACACCAGAAGGUGAAGCUUGUGGUUUAGUUAAAAAUUUAGCUUUAAUGACACAUAUCACUACUGAUUACGAUGAAGAACCAAUUAAGAAAUUGUGUUAUGUUAUUGGUGUUGAAGAUAUUACUAUGAUUGAUAGUUCAUCUCUUCAUUUGAAUUAUGGUGUUUACCUAAACGGUACUUUGAUUGGUGUCACAAGAUUUGCUAAUAAAUUUGUUACACAAUUUAGAAAUUUAAGGAGAAGCGGGAAGAUUUCUGAAUUUAUUUCUAUCCACACUAAUACUCACCAAAAAGCUGUUCAAAUCGCCACAGAUGGUGGUAGAAUUUGUAGACCAUUAAUUAUUGUAAGUGAUGGGAAAUCUCGUGUUACAGCUGAACAUUUGGCUCCUUUAAUGAACGGUGAACUUGUUUUUGAUGACUUUUUGAAACUUGGUUUAGUCGAAUAUUUGGAUGUCAAUGAAGAAAAUGAUUCAUUUAUUGCACUAUAUGAAAAAGAUAUAUCGCCAGCUUCUACACAUUUAGAAAUCGAGCCAUUUACAGUCCUGGGUGCUGUUGCUGGGUUGAUUCCUUAUCCUCACCAUAACCAAUCUCCACGUAAUACCUACCAAUGUGCGAUGGGUAAACAAGCUAUUGGUGCAAUUGCAUAUAAUCAAUUCAAGAGAAUUGAUACUCUGUUAUAUUUGAUGAUUUAUCCGCAACAACCUAUGGUUAAGACCAAAACUAUCGAGCUAAUUGAUUAUGAUAAACUGCCUGCAGGUCAAAAUGCUACAGUUGCUGUUAUGUCCUAUUCUGGUUACGAUAUUGAGGAUGCUUUAGUUUUGAAUAAAGCUUCUAUCGACAGAGGUUUCGGUAGAUGUGAAACACGUAGAAAGACGACGACUAUAUUGAAAAGGUAUCCAAAUCAUACACAAGAUAUCAUUGGUGGUAUGCGUGUAGACGAAAAGGGUGAACCAAUAUGGCAGCAUAAAUCAUUAGGACCAGACGGUUUAGGUGAAGUGGGUAUGAAGGUUGAAAGUGGUCAAAUUUAUAUUAAUAAAUCUAUUCCAUUGAACUCUACUGAACCAUUUUCUGGUGAUGCUGGUUCACAGUACAAAGAGACUCCAGUUAUAUACAGAGCUCCAGAGGCUUCUCAUAUUGAUCAAGUUAUGAUGUCCGUAUCAGAUAACGAUCAAGCACUGAUCAAGGUUCUUUUGAGACAAAACAGAAGACCGGAACUUGGUGAUAAGUUUUCUUCCAGACAUGGUCAAAAGGGUGUUUGUGGUAUCAUUGUUAAGCAAGAAGAUUUGCCAUUCAACGAUCAAGGUAUCUCACCUGAUAUUAUUAUGAAUCCCCAUGGUUUCCCAUCUCGUAUGACAGUCGGUAAAAUGAUCGAACUGAUUUCAGGUAAAGCUGGUGUGUUGAAUGGGUCCCUGGAAUAUGGUACAUGUUUCGGUGGUUCUAAACUGGAAGAUAUGUCUAAAAUACUUGUGGACCAAGGUUUCAACUAUUCCGGGAAAGACAUGUUAUAUUCUGGUAUUACAGGUGAAUGUCUUCAAGCUUACAUUUUCUUUGGUCCUAUCUAUUAUCAAAAAUUGAAGCAUAUGGUUCUUGACAAGAUGCAUGCCAGAGCAAGAGGUCCUAGAGCUGUCUUAACACGUCAACCUACUGAAGGUAGGUCAAGAGAUGGUGGUUUGAGACUAGGUGAAAUGGAAAGAGAUUGUGUUAUCGCAUAUGGUGCAUCUCAAUUAUUAUUAGAAAGAUUAAUGAUCAGUUCAGAUGCAUUUGAAGUUGAUGUUUGUAACUCAUGUGGUUUGAUGGGUUAUAGCGGCUGGUGUACAACAUGUAAGAGUGCUGAAAAUGUUAUUAAGAUGACCAUCCCUUAUGCGGCUAAAUUAUUAUUCCAAGAAUUGCUAUCUAUGAAUAUUGCACCAAGAUUAAAAUUAGAUGACAUAUUCCAAGAAUAA
Messenger RNA from Maudiozyma saulgeensis, 3453 nucleotides. Lineage: Eukaryota; Fungi; Ascomycota; Saccharomycetes; Saccharomycetales; Saccharomycetaceae. The record is from the annotation of a GenBank genome assembly.